AUGAUUUUAGCGCUACCUAAGACGCAGCAGCUUGUCUUCAAGCGAUUCACAGCCGAAAACUGCCGAGUAAAUCCCUGUUUGAAUGGCGGCAAGUGUAUACCUGGAAAGUUGAACUGCCAGUGCACACAAGGGUGGAUGGGACGCUUCUGUCACAGAAAAUGUCGAAACAUAUAUAAAAGCUGCGAACGAUGGGCUUUGGAAGACAAGUGCCACACCAUUUUGACCCAGACAAACUUUUUCGACGUGAAUUGCGCUCUCGCAUGCAAUCUUUGCACUCCUGAUCCGAACUAUAGUAUGUUUCACCGUUUUCUGUUCGGAAAAGAAUUGCCCACAGAAUCGACUCAUUUGAACGCCUACCUGAGAACAGGUUCAACUGUGUUUUCUUUUUCAGACGAACCAGAAACCCCUCUUCCACCAGCAUUAGAACCUCUUCAGUUUUUUGUUGGAAAAUGGUACUCACAGGCUGCGAAAGGACUGCGAUAUCCGACAGAUCUAUAUUCUAAUGAAUAUGAAGAAAUUCUUGAUAUUGCCCCAGCUAGCGUACCUAUGUUCGGACCACCUUCGCUUAACUUAACAAGUACAUCAUGGUUUGAGGAUGACACCAGAGUAAUGCACGGAUUCAUAACCCUACGACCAAAUUCAUUCCCUCCAGAAAUUGCUAUAUUGAGUACAAGUAAUGAAGGAUUGAACAUGAUCGAACUCGGAACACUGAAGCAUCACGUACUAACAUUAAACGUGUCUUAUAUGCAAGUUCAUCCAACUAUGGACAGCACAAUUCUACCAUUAGGGGCUACUCGACGAUUUCGAAGAGUGGGCCAGCUGUUGGAAAUGACUGUAGCAAAGCUAUUUCCGAAUAACAAGGUUUCACAGUUCAAAAAGAUGUUUAAGAAGUUAACAGAUUAUCCAAGUUAA
This is a messenger RNA of Strongylus vulgaris, 912 nucleotides long. NCBI's taxonomy places the organism in Eukaryota, Metazoa, Nematoda, Chromadorea, Rhabditida, Strongylidae. The record is from the annotation of a GenBank genome assembly.